Molecule: messenger RNA, 1295 nt
Organism: Belonocnema kinseyi
Lineage: Eukaryota; Metazoa; Arthropoda; Insecta; Hymenoptera; Cynipidae
Product: cytochrome P450 4C1-like
Exons: 9
Coding region: 117-1253 (378 amino acids)
Molecular function (GO): monooxygenase activity; heme binding; oxidoreductase activity, acting on paired donors, with incorporation or reduction of molecular oxygen
Source: RefSeq, a predicted model, not a curated record
GUGAGAAAUGUUAGAUACAAGAAAAAUGAAGCAGCUUUGAUCAAUGUCUCUCUUGAGUUUGGCAAAAUUCAAUUUUAAACGAGUGUUUUUCAUUUUUUAAAAAAUUUCUUCCGAAAAUGUUUUUGCUAUUAAUAAUUGUGACAAUAAUCUUAGGAGUUUUUCAUUAUUACACUCACUACAGCAGAUUUGGAAGGCUUUUGAACAAAUUACCUGGACCGAAGAUAAUUCCUUUAUUAGGAAACAUUAGCAUGUUUGUGGUCCCACCAAAAACAGCCAUGGACACUUGCUUAAAUGAUGCAGGCACAAUUGAAGAAGAAUACAUGACAGCUGUUCGAAAAGUUGGCGAUUCUGUCGUUCAUAGGGUGUGUCGACCAUGGUUACAUGCAAAUUGGGUCUUCAAAUUAUUUCCGAGUGGAAUGUCACAAACGAAAUAUCUGUCAACACUCCACAACUUUUCAGCUAACAUCAUCAAAGAAAGAAAAAAGUAUCACGAAGAAACUGGUGGGCGACUUCUGAAGCCUAUAAUUUCAGAGAGAAACGAAUCGUCGUCAGAUGAAAAAGGUCAAAGAAAAAGAAUGGCGAUGCUUGAUCAUCUAAUAGCUGCUCAACAAAAUGGGGAAAAAAUUGAUGACACUGGAAUUCGAGAAGAAGUUGACACAUUUAUUUUUGAGGGUCACGAUACAACCUCGAUGGCCAUAUGUUUCACAUUAUUAAUGCUUGCUGAAAAUGAAGAUGUUCAGGAGCGAGCGAGAAAAGAAGUUGACAUGGUUCUGGAUGAAAAUGAUGGAAAAAUUGGGUCAGUGGAGCUUCAACGUCUUAAUUAUCUUGAGCAAUGCAUCAGAGAAACUUUGCGAUUAUAUCCCAGUGUUCCUCUCAUAUCACGAGUUCUCCAUGAAGAUUUACAGCUCAAAAAUUACUUAAUUCCGGGCGGAACAAAUAUACACUUGCAUAUAUUUGAUCUUCAUAGAGAUCCAAAUUUUUGGCCAAAUCCAGAAAAAUUUGAUCCUGAUAGAUUUUUGACUGAAAGAAUUCAAGGUCGACAUCCCUUCUCUUACAUACCUUUCAGUGGAGGACCACGCAAUUGCAUAGGUCAGAAAUUUGCUAUGUUGGAACUGAAAGCACUGAUGGCCCAUUUGCUACACAAUUUCAAUUUUCAAGCUAUUGACCACUCUCAAGAAAUUACUUUUAUUACUGAUAUCGUCAUCAGACCUGCUCUACCAAUUCGUUUAAAAUUUAUAUCUCGAUUAAAAUAAUUACAUGUUAUCAUAAGAGGUGAUUCUACAUAAUUUCUUGUA